AUGACUGCCGAAGACCCAACGAUGCGAUCGUUCAAUGCUGACAGCCAACUGCUUUCAGAUACUGAUCGGAACGCUUCUAUGCAUACCUCUUCGAAAUUGUACAAACCGCUGUCCUCGGACAUGCUAUUUUACUACGAGAGACUACUUCCCUUCAAGCAGAUUUUCAGAUGGUUGAGUCACUCGCCCAAAGCCACGCGUGAGUUCACCAUGCGUGAGUUCGCGUACGAGUUCCGGUCUGGUGCUUAUCAGCGGUACAACUCGUUUGCAUCUGUGGAUGAAUUCAAGAAAUCGGUAGUAGCAGCUAAUCCGACGCGUUUUGAAGUUGGAGCGGUAUACGCAGUGAAUCCGAAGGAGCGCAAAAACUUGCCGAAGUCGGCUAUGAAGCCGCUCCAGAAGGAGUUGGUGUUUGACAUCGAUUUGACCGAUUAUGAUGAAAUCAGAACAUGCUGCCUGAAGACAGACAUAUGUAAGAAAUGUUGGCGAUUUAUCCAGGUUGCUGCUGAGAUCAUAACUGCGGCGCUCCGGGAGGACUUUGGUUUUGAGCACUUUAUUUGGGUGUUUUCUGGUAGAAGAGGUGCCCAUUGUUGGGUGAGCGACAGUAGAGCGCGGCUGUUGGAUGAGCUGGCGCGCAAAUCGAUUGUAGAGUAUAUGGAUGUCUUAAGUGGGCGAAUGCUGAAAAUGGGCCGGACCUCACUUGGAAUUAAGAAACCCUACCACCCUCAUAUCGAGCGGUCGUUCGAUGUGUUAAAAGAUAAGUUCUCCGAGAUUAUCUUAGAGGAACAGAAUCCCUGGGCUACUAGUGCAGGGUCGGAUACCAAUUGGGAUCACGUAGAUACCCUACUAUCGUUUCUUCCAGACCAGGGUCUCCGACAGGCAUUAAAGAGCAAAUGGCAGGAUCAGGCCUCGUACUCGUCAUCAAAACAGAAAUGGGACGAUUUAACGAGCGUUGGCCAGAAGGUUCUCAAGCAUCAGUCGCAGGCCGUCCAAUUGACUGAUGCCAAAAAGGAAAUCAUCAUUUAUUACAUGUAUCCUAGAUUGGAUGUGGAAGUGUCCAAACAAAUGAUUCAUUUGUUGAAGUCUCCAUUUUGUAUUCAUCCGGGAACUGGAAAUGUAUGUGUUCCGUUUGAUCCUUUUAGAAACCUCUCAAGUGAUAUGGAAGAUGAUGCUUAUGGUUUCAACCCAGUGAACGCACCAAAUUUGAGCCAGCUUCAAACCGAGAUUGAUACUUGGGAUGCAAAUAGUGCGUACAAGGCUCCUUCGGAAUCCUCUGAAUCUGAGGCCAUAUCAGAUUAUGCCAAAUCUUCUCUCAAGCCUUAUGUUGAUUACUUCAGCACCUAUGUGAGCUCAAUAAUUAAGGACGAGCUUACCGGUAGUAACAAAAGAGCACAGGACCUGAUGGACUUUUAA
This is a messenger RNA of Australozyma saopauloensis, 1407 nucleotides long. Its product is annotated as DNA primase subunit. Gene Ontology annotation, biological process: DNA replication, synthesis of primer. Gene Ontology annotation, cellular component: alpha DNA polymerase:primase complex. The record is from RefSeq and is a predicted model, not a curated record. The transcript has a single exon. The coding region runs from base 1 to 1407 and encodes 468 amino acids. NCBI's taxonomy places the organism in Eukaryota, Fungi, Ascomycota, Pichiomycetes, Serinales, Metschnikowiaceae.